This is a messenger RNA of Drosophila yakuba, 1326 nucleotides long. Its product is annotated as lysoplasmalogenase-like protein TMEM86A. The record is from RefSeq and is a predicted model, not a curated record. Lineage: Eukaryota; Metazoa; Arthropoda; Insecta; Diptera; Drosophilidae. Gene Ontology annotation, cellular component: membrane. The transcript is spliced from 4 exons. Bases 662 to 1090 code for a protein of 142 amino acids.
CACUGAUAAUAUGGAAUAUUGUGAUAUUUGGUGUGCAUUGCGGAUGCUUUAUCUAACCGCAGCAAGUGGAAGCAGGACACAGGACACAAAGCUUCGUCCUUGACCUUGCACAUCUCACAGUUCUCCGGACGGGAGCCACUCUGAAAGCUCCUGCAUCGAAAGCGAAAGUUUGAAGGACCUCUCGAGUGCCACCCCCUCAGCCACAACCGCCCAUUCCCCAUUAUUCCAUGCAAACUUACAUCUCGAGGUUCCGACGAGCCAACCCCAAGAACAAACGCCUUAAUCUAAUCGGCGCCAAAACGUAGCUGUAGUUUGGACCUCCGUGGCUCGAUUUGCUAUAAUCGCUAAGCUAUUUUUGGGCCAAGCAACAUGCGCAGCCUCAUAUGAUUUAUAGAUAACUAUUGCAAAGUCGCAGGGCCUGAAGUUGGUGCCAUUCCUGGUGACUCUCGUCCUGUACUUUUCGCUGGUGCGGAAGGAUCCUCAAGGAGAGCUAUGGACCACCGUGCUCAAGUGCCUGCCCAUUUUCGCCCUGGUAUUCUAUGUGGUGGCCAAGGGCAUCUCGCUCAAGAAGGAAUACCGUCGCUCAGUUUGGAUUCUUUUGGGUCUGGUUUUCUCCAGCGGCGGUGAUGCACUGCUCAACAUAAAUCUAUUCCCCUUCGGAAUGAUCUCCUUUGGAGUGGCGCACUUAUUUUAUAUCAGCGCCUUUGGCUGGAAGCCCGUCAAGUGGAUCAUUGGAUUGGUUCUGUACGUGGCCGUAUCACUUUUUGUUUACUUCGUGCACACGAAACUGGACGACAUACUCAUCAUCGGAGUGCCCAUCUACUGUUUCCUGAUCACCACAAUGCUGUGGAGAUCGCUGGCCCGCGCCGUGGAUUCCAGGAACUUCCUCGCCGUGUUCUGUGCCAUCGGCGCCAUUCUGUUUGUGAUCUCCGACGCCCUGAUCGCGGUCACCAUGUUCGUGGGCGUGCCCCUGCCCUGCGCCCGCCUCCAGAUCAUGAUCACCUACUACGCCGCCCAGUUCGCCAUUGCGCUGAGCACCGCGGACGAUGGUCCUGCCCUCCAGCGCUCCAUUCGCAAGAAAAUUAAGUGAAGGCAGUGCCCAGUGCUCAUCUGUUGGAGGAGACCCAUAGACAACAUGAACGCAACCACCAAACUUAGUACUUCCAAAGCGUCUAGAGUAUUGCCAUUUACUUGUGUUUGUUUCCCCAUCCCAGUAGCUUAGUGCAACCAAAUAUUUGUUCCUUUUCUGGUGGAUGUGUGGAAACGGAUCUUAGUAGUUUACUAGAUGUUUGUUGACUUCAAGGUAAUAAAUAUAUAUUAAUAAUA